This is a messenger RNA of Gloeophyllum trabeum ATCC 11539, 1958 nucleotides long. RefSeq names its product WD40 repeat-like protein. NCBI's taxonomy places the organism in Eukaryota, Fungi, Basidiomycota, Agaricomycetes, Gloeophyllales, Gloeophyllaceae. Gene Ontology annotation, cellular component: nucleus. The coding region runs from base 11 to 1747 and encodes 578 amino acids. Gene Ontology annotation, biological process: rRNA processing. The record is from RefSeq and is a predicted model, not a curated record. The transcript has 7 exons. Gene Ontology annotation, molecular function: protein binding.
GCAGACAACGAUGAGCAGUCUGAUCUCAUGCGUGGCCUGGGUUAAACGCGGGGUGGCUGCUCAACAUCCGGCAAAAUAUGUCCUAGAUGAUAAGGAACUUGAGCGAGUCAGCUCACUCGCGCGGAUCGAACUGGAAGAUGCACGACUAGAACUGCAGCGUGCGCAUGAAGCCGCUCAGGAAAUGGGAAAGGGUUCUGACGAUGAGACUGGCGAUGAUAACGAGGAUAACGAGGACGAGAGCGCUUGGGUAGACGAGGAAGAUGAUGAUCACAUGGACGAGGAUCGCAUGGACGAAGAUGCUCCUGACCCGAAAUCGAACAAAUCUGUGGACGAUGAUCUCGCGCAAUACAAUUUGGACGACUAUGACAAUGAUGAUACUGGACCAGCCCUCGGUCCGUUCAGUAACAUCAAAGGGCUGAAAUAUUACCGAGACAACGAAGAUGAUCCCUACAUCACCCUGAAAGACGAAAAUGAGGAUGACGAACGUGAAGACCUUGAAAUCCUCCCCACCGACAACCUCCUAGUCGUCGCCAAAACCGAAGACGAGGUCUCCCAGCUCGAAGUAUACGUCUACGACGAGUCCGAGGAGAACCUCUACGUCCACCACGACCUCAUGCUCCCCAACUUCCCCUUGUGCCUUGAGUGGCUCGACUUCCCCCCAGCGCAGGCGUUUACCUCUACGGAUAAUGCUCAACCGCAGAAACAAUUCGGCAACUACAUCGCCGUUGGGACGAUGGACCCCGAAAUUGAGAUAUGGUCUCUCGACGUCGUGGAGGGCAUGUACCCAGACAUGGUCCUAGGCCGCCCAGACAAGACGGCCGCGCACGUCCCAGUUCCGCUAGGCACUGGUAAGAAGAAACGAAAGAAGACGAAGGCUCGCGAAGGUUCUGCGUACCAUCACGUCGACGCCGUCCUCUCCCUCUCUUGGAACAGAACGCACCGUAAUCUUCUCGCUUCGGCAUCUGCGGACAAGACUGUAAAGCUGUGGGAUCUGAGCCGGGAUCCGUCGUUGAUGCCGGAAGGUGCUGAGGGUGUCGAUAGCGCGAGUGGCUGUGCGAUACGCAGUUUUGACAAUAUUCACGAGGAUAAAAUCCAGUCUGUGCAGUGGAAUCAAGCGGACCCGACCGUUUUGUUAACGGGAAGCUAUGAUCGCACUGUAAAGGUGUUUGACUCGCGCGCACCCGGUGUUGGCCUCGGGACCGUAGUCUCGGCUGACGUGGAGGCAUUGCGAUGGGAUCCCUGGAAUGCCCAUAUGUUCUACGUCUCGUUGGAAGACGGCACAGUCUUGAACUUCGACGCGCGAUCGCUUGCUAACAAGCCCAAUACCCCUACCCUGGCUAGAUUCACACUCGCCGCUCACGACGGAGCAGUCUCUGCCCUCGACGUCAACCCGCACAUGCGCGGUUGCAUCGUCACUGGCGGUACGGACAAGAUGGUUAAGGUAUGGAACGUAAACGAGAGCAGCAACGGCAAGACGCAAGUCAGCCUUGUAACCUCCCGUGAUCUGGGCGUCGGCAAAGUGUUCUCUGCUGUAUUCUCGCCUGACGAUCCGCUCACCGUCGCGGCCGCGGGCUCCAAGGCGAAGCUGCAAGUAUGGGAUGUUGGUUCGAACUUCGGGGCGCGGAAGGCGUUCGGGGCGAAGCUGUCGGAGAUCGGAAAGACGUGGAAGGAGAAGCAAGGGGGCGGUGUUAUUGGUGUCGCCAGUGAUGAUGAAAGCAGCGCAGAUGAGAGGGAGGCAGAUGACUAGGUGUGCCUGUUUGUAUGAUUUGAGCAUGCGACGAUAUUGUGUAUGCAUGACAUGCUCUCAUCUACGCUCGCUUGGACAACAAGCGAGUGUGUUUUGCGCACGUUGUGCGGCCACAGGUGCGGUCGGAUACACAGCUAGCGGGUACAAGGGAAUGAUUGUCAUUGAUUGAGCCAAACGAUGAGAUAAAAUGGCAAGUUACCUGCCGUUUCGG